Erigeron canadensis is the source of this 2405-nucleotide messenger RNA. RefSeq names its product probable inactive receptor kinase At4g23740. Gene Ontology annotation, biological process: protein phosphorylation. Lineage: Eukaryota; Viridiplantae; Streptophyta; Magnoliopsida; Asterales; Asteraceae. The record is from RefSeq and is a predicted model, not a curated record. Bases 295 to 2220 code for a protein of 641 amino acids. The transcript has 3 exons. Gene Ontology annotation, molecular function: ATP binding; protein binding; protein kinase activity.
AAUGUUAGGCUCCCACCUCUGAAAUACAUCUCUUAAAUCUCUCUCUUUCUUUCCAGCGACCCUAUUAUUAGAUUCACAUUCAUUAUAAGUCAUUUUCAAUCUGGUGCACGUAUGUUUCAGUUCAUUUGUGUGUCUGUAGCUCAGUGACGACUGAGUAGUAGUGAAGACAUCAAAUUUUGCCUUAUUUUUUUUUUUUGCUUCAUCAAUCAAGACAAUGCCGCUGGUGCUGAUUUCAUCUUAAUUCAUUCAUGUAUCGCUGACAGCAACAUAGAUCCAUAGAUCUCUUUCAAUCAGAUGACAAAUUCCGAAAUGAAGAUGAUGGACAAAGGCAAUAAGUUUGUAAUACGAGUGAUAUGUUGUUCAGCAUUAAUUUUCUUGUUUGGAACAAUAGUAGCAACCACCGCAGAGCCCGUUGAAGAUAAGCAGAUUCUGAUUAAUUUCAUUCAAAGCAUUUCCCACACGCGUGACAUCAAUUGGGAAAUGGGCACUUCAGCUUGUGUUAACUGGACCGGGGUUACAUGUAACCAUGAUGCCACCAGGAUCAUAGCUCUUCGUUUACCUGCUUUUAGUCUCCAUGGUCCUAUUCCUCCAAACACACUUGCCCAAUUAACCGCUCUUCAGAUCUUGAGUCUGAGGUCCAACGGCCUCACAGGUCCUUUCCCGUCCGAUUUCUCAAACCUUAGAAACCUAACAGCUCUGUACCUCCAGUCGAAUGCUUUCUAUGGACCCUUGCCUUUGAAUUUCUCCAACUGGAACAGUCUUUCGAUACUUGAUCUGUCAAACAAUGGUUUUAAUGCAAGUAUCUCUCCUUCCAUUUCGGACUUGAAUCACCUUACUGCUCUGAACCUUGCAAACAACUCUUUAUCUGGUGCAAUCCCUGAUAUUGGUAUCCCCAGUUUGCAGGUUCUUGAUUUGUCAAACAAUAAUCUCACAGGACCUGUGCCCGAAUCCCUCAAUAGGUUCCCUAGCUCGGCUUUUGUAGGAAAUAAUAUUUCUCCUCUCACUUCAAUGCCACCAGUCGUUUCUCCUACCGUCCAGCCAUCAAACAGGAAAUCUUCAAAGCUCAGCGAACCGGCGAUUCUUGGGAUCGCGAUCGGUAGUUGUGCUUUAGCGUUUGUACUGCUUGCAUUGAUAAUGAUUCUUCGUUAUUCAAAAGAGGAAAAAGAGGUCUCUGCAGAGAGACCACCGAAAGAGGAAAAAGCAACCAAACUGAGAUCCGGCAGCCAAAAUGUAAACGGGAAUGGAAGUCUUGUUUUCUUUGAAGGUAGCAGUCUUGCAUUUGACUUGGAGGAUCUGUUUAGAGCUUCGGCGGAGGUGCUAGGUAAGGGAACGUUUGGUACAACUUAUAAAGCCGCAUUGGAGGAUACAAGCACGGUUGUUGUGAAGAGGCUCAAGGAAGUUGCUGCCGCAAAAAGAGAUUAUGAGCUCCAAAUGGAGCUUGUUGGAAAUAUUAGGCACGAGAAUGUUGUUCCUUUGAGAGCAUAUUACUACUCGAAAGAUGAAAAGUUGAUGGUUUAUGAUUAUUAUGAUCAAGGAAGUGUCUCUUCAUUGUUACAUGCAAAAAGAGGUGAGGACCGUACCCCAUUAGAUUGGGAUAGCAGGUUACGAAUAGCCAUAGGAGCAGCAAGAGGGAUCGCUCAUAUCCAUUCACAAAGCGGAGGGAAGCUUGUUCAUGGAAACAUAAAAGCCUCCAACAUCUUCCUAAACAAACCACAACGAUAUGGGUGUGUAAGUGAUCUCGGCCUAGCAACCGUGAUGACUCCAUUAACCCCACCAGUGAUGCGUAUUGGUGGAUAUCGGGCACCAGAAGUAUCUGACACCCGAAAAGUCCACCAAGCAUCAGAUGUUUACUCUUUUGGAGUGGUGCUGCUGGAGCUUCUGACCGGGAAAUCACCGACUCAUGCAACUGGCAGUGAAGAGGUGGUGCAUUUGGUGAGAUGGGUUCAGUCGGUUGUCCGAGAAGAAUGGACUGCAGAAGUGUUUGAUGUGGAGCUGCUGAGGUACCCAAACAUUGAAGAGGAAAUGGUAGAAAUGCUGCAGAUAGGAAUGCAAUGUGUCGCAAGGGCGCCAGAGCAAAGGCCCAAAAUGGCAGUUGUGGUUAAACUAGUAGAAGAUAUUCGAAGGAAUAUAGGUCCAUCCGAGGUGUCAACACCGGCGACAGAUAUAACGUCGUCUCCAGUGGUAGCACAACAGAUAGGAUCAUCUGUAGUUGCAAUGUAGUAUUAUUCUUUUGAAAAUUUAGUUGUGGAAAUAAUUGUAAAAUUAAAGAAAUGAAUGUGAUACGGAGGUUGUUAUUGUUAGGUAAAUGGAAGAUUAUUUGGGGGUUUGUUUAACCUCAUUCUUUGACAAUAUUGCUCUUGAAGUUGACUUUUCAUGGUCAAAUAUAUGGUAAUUUGAUUUUGUAA